GUUUUUCAAUCUAAAUUCGCUUCACUCAUCUUCAUCUCAUUCCAUAUGUAUCACCACCCUCAACCAAACCAUAGUACGUAGCUCAAACACUAUAUACUUGCCUUUGUGAAUUUGAAAAGAUGAAAAACACAAACACUAAUACUAGUGGUUCACCAAAACUUGAUCGCAAAACUAUUGAAAGGAACCGCAGGAUUCACAUGAAAUCUCUCUGCUUCAAGCUUGUUUCCACUAUUCCUUCCAAUUACCUCAAAACCUCCAAGGACAUGCUUUCCCAGCAGGAUCAGCUUCAUCUAGCAGCCACGUACAUAAAGCAUCUGAGAGAAAGAAUAGAGAAAUUGAAGGGGGAGAAGGAGAAAGCCAUGAACAUGAUGAUGAUGUCAAACCAAAGCAAUAAUAGGAUUUUCAAUACUGGCUCUGAGUUGCCUCUACUUGAAAUAAAGGACUUGGGUUCGGGCAUUGAAGUGAUGUUGAUAAGUGGGUUGAAUAAGAACUUCAUGCUCUAUGAAGUAAUUAGUGUCCUUGAGGAAGAGGGUGCUGAAGUUGUCGCUGCCAACUUCUCCACCGUUGCUGAUAAGAUCUUUUACACGUUUCAUGCUCAGGUUAAAAUAUCAAGAGUUGGUGUUGAGCCAGCGAGGGUAUACCAAAGGCUUCAGGAGUUGAUUGCACCACUUGAAAGCUGGGAAUAAAUAUCAUGAUCAAGGCAAAUUAAAGAGCCACUAUCGUUGGCCAAUUGGAAAAUGACAACAUAUGCAAUGGGAGUAGUUAUAUUAGUGAAUCAAUAUCUCAAGUACUAAUAGCAAGCUUAGGUUGCAUAUGUUUUAGGAAAAUUACUUGUUAAAAGAAGUCUAGCUCUUCUCUUCACUUGUUCAGAUAAUGUGUUACUUUUUUUAAUUUCUUCUUUUUUUUGUUAAUCCGAUAAUGUGUUACUAUCAAUAUCAUGUGUUUAAUUGGUUAAUUAA
Glycine soja is the source of this 959-nucleotide messenger RNA. Its product is annotated as transcription factor bHLH162-like. Gene Ontology annotation, biological process: regulation of transcription by RNA polymerase II. Bases 120 to 686 code for a protein of 188 amino acids. The transcript is spliced from 3 exons. The record is from RefSeq and is a predicted model, not a curated record. NCBI's taxonomy places the organism in Eukaryota, Viridiplantae, Streptophyta, Magnoliopsida, Fabales, Fabaceae. Gene Ontology annotation, cellular component: RNA polymerase II transcription regulator complex. Gene Ontology annotation, molecular function: protein dimerization activity; RNA polymerase II transcription regulatory region sequence-specific DNA binding; DNA-binding transcription factor activity, RNA polymerase II-specific.